AUGGUGGCACAGUCAUCUUGGCAGGAGCGUGGUGAGUACGCCUUACGAAAGAACCCGUUGGACAUCCCAGUCGCGGCGCUUGAUAGCUCUACUCGGGAGCAAGCUCCUCUACUUUUGCCGCAAUCACACGCGUGGUGGAGUGUACCGGUGGAUGUGCGUGAACCGCGGUACUUGAUUGUUGACCCAGAUAAGGGUCCCAAUAGUACGCUGGUAGGAACCUGGUCCAAAAACGAGUUGAUUGAAACAUUCGCCAGGGAAUUUGCCAGCAUCCCUACUGGCUACAAAUAUCCGCACAAUGCCGGCAUUUCCAAAGAUAAUCUGAUAAAAAACCGCAGCCAAUCUGUACUCCCAUACGAUCACAAUCGUGUCCUGUUGAAGCGACCUUCGGACUCCGCAGAUACUGACUAUAUCAAUGCAAGUUUUGUCGACGGUUACAUGCGUCGCAGGGCGUAUAUUGCUGCACAAAGUCCAUUUGACACCCCAACCGCUUCNCGCUUCUGA
Molecule: messenger RNA, 501 nt
Organism: Echinostoma caproni
Lineage: Eukaryota; Metazoa; Platyhelminthes; Trematoda; Plagiorchiida; Echinostomatidae
Source: the annotation of a GenBank genome assembly